AUGACUGAAAAAAUACCAAUAAAAAAUUAUCAAAGGACAAAUGCCAAUGCUUUGCUUAAAUUGACAGAAAAACUUUUCAAUAGGGACUUCUUUGAUCUCUAUUUAACAUCUCAGCAAUUGGUCGUCCUCGGGUAUUUACUGUCUAUCUCAAGCAAAGAAGACAAACUCAAAGCAUGGAAUCAUUUCUUGAAGGGAAACAUAACGUUAAAUGUCGAAAAGUCAUUACCAUCAACCCAAGAAGAAGAAAGAGGUGAAAUACUAUCUUCCGUUGUCGACAUCCGCCCAGACGAUGUAUCGUCGCAGAUAAUUAAGGAUAAUAGCCAUACUAGUGCUAGCAGCAACAUCGAAAAUGAAAAACAGAGUGAGAAUAAAGGAAAUGAAGCGAUCGAAAAUGAUGAGAAUAUUUUGAAUGGUGAUGAAAACGAGAACGUCGAAGAAGACUUGUUCAAGCUAGAUCUAGAGGAUUUGAAGCAACAAAUAAGCGGUACAAGAUUUAUUGGAAAUCUGUCCCUGAAAAUCAGGUAUGUUUUAUGGCAAUGUGCGAUAGAUUAUAUGUAUAGUGAUCGUAAUGAGUUUGAUGAUGAGAAUAGUACCGAAUACACUCUGUUGGAUGUUGAAGAGAAUGACGAAGAGGAAUUCGAUGGAAGGGAAAAACCACAAGACCAAGAAAGUGUUCCGAAGUUCACCGAGGAUGAAGAUUAUGACGACGAAGAUGAAGAUUAUGAUGAAGAUAUUACAGAAGAAAAGAAGUCAGAAUGUCUUAUAAAACAUCCCAAUAUCCUUCCCUCUUCCAAUAUUGAAAUUGAUGAUGAUCGACGCUUAUUACUGAACAUUUCAAUAUCAAAAGAAACGUUGACAAAACUAAAAACAAACAACAUAGAAGAAAUUAUGGGAAAUUGGGAUAAAAUAUACCACAAUUUUGAAUAUGACAAAGAAACUAUGAUAAAGCGUUUAAAACUUGAAGAAAGUGAUAAAAUGAUAGAGAAGGGAAAGAAGAAACGAAGUCGAAAUGAUUUAGAAGCGGCUACCGAUGAUCAAAAUCAAGAGAGGAUAAACAAUGAGCUAGAUACGAGUCAAGCAUUAUCAACCCCUGAAGGUUCAUCUCUUAGCGAUACCGGGAACAAGCGCCCUAAACAUAAUAAUUUAGAUCUAACAGUCAACUUGGGUAUAGAAAACCUAUCACUAAAACACCUUCUAUCAUCUAUUCAAGAAAACAAAUCCCAACUGGGAAUAUCUGAUUACGAAUUGAAACAUUUAAUAAUGGACGUUAGAAAAAAUCGGUCGAAAUGGACAUCAGAUGAAAGAAUUGGCCAAGAAGAGUUAUAUGAAGCUUGUGAAAAGGUUGUAUUAGAAUUGAGAAACUACACUGAGCAUUCAACACCAUUUUUGAAUAAAGUGAGCAAAAGAGAAGCUCCCAAUUAUCACCAAAUCAUCAAAAAGUCUAUGGAUCUCAAUACUGUUUUAAAGAAAUUGAAAAGCUUUCAAUAUGACUCCAAACAAGAAUUCGUCGACGAUAUUAUGCUAAUAUGGAAAAAUUGCUUGACAUAUAAUUCAGACCCCUCACAUUUUUUGAGGGGACAUGCUAUUGCUAUGCAAAAGAAAUCUCUCCAAUUGAUUCCUAUGAUCCCUAAUAUUACAAUCCGAAACAGGGCUGAUUUAGAGAAAGAAAUUGAAGACAUGGAGAAAGAUAAAGAUUAUGAAUUAGAUGAAGAGGAAGAAGUUGCUGGUUCUGGAAGGAAGGGACUAAACAUGGGGGCUCAUAUGUUGGCAAAGAGGAAUGACAAGGCAUCAAAAAAGGGUACCGGCAAAACAGUUAAAGACAAGACAUCAUCCACUAAGAACGAAGCAUCAAUCAUCAAGGAUGAAGCAUCAACUGCCAAGGACGAAGCAUCAACUGCCAAGGACGAAGCAUCAACUGCCAAGGACGAAUCAUCAACUGCCAAGGACGAAGCAUCAACUGCCAAGGACGAAGCAUCAACUGCCAAGAACGAAACAGCAACAGUUAAGGACGAAAAAUCAGCGGAUAGUGACGUAAUAGCUUCUGUGGUACCUGAUGGAGAAAAGGAAAAAGACAAAACUGACUCACUCAUUGCAACCUUGGAUAAAAAAUGUAGUAAUAACGAAUUCGAAGAAAAUGAGACACAUAGGGAGCAAAGAAAGGUUGGGGAAAGUGGAAAAGCUGAGGAAUUGAAUGGGAAUCCAGAUAUUGCGAGAAAGGACACAGAGGAUGGGUUACAAAGUAAAAUGGAAGGAAAGAAGGAACUAGAGGUGAAUAAUGAUGAAGAAGAAGAGGACGAAGAAGAAGAAGACGAAGAUAUGGUCGAAUCCCAGUCGUAUUUACUUGAAAAGGACGAUGAUAGGGACGAUUUGGAGAUAUCUGUAUGGAAGACUGUGACUGCCAAAGUUCGUGCCGAGAUAUGUUUGAAAAGAGCUGAUUAUUUUAAGAAUGGAAAAUUGAAUAGCGAUUCAGAAGCGUUCUUGAAGAAUCCACAAAGAAUGAAAAGCUUUGACCAGCUCUUCCUAGAAUAUAAAGAGCAAAAAGCUGUGGAAUCGUAUCGUCAAAAAAUAGAGCAAGAUUCCAUCAUGAAAAAUGGGUUUGGAACAGUAUUAAAACAGGAAGAGGAUGACCAGUUGCAGUUUCAUAAUGACCACUCCCUAAGUGGAAAUGAAGCUUUCGAAAAGCAGCACAAUGAUAUUGAACUAGAUGACACAAGAUUUUUACAGGAAUAUGACGUUAGUAACGUUAUUCCUGACAUAUUAUAUGAGGGAGUGAACAAUAAAACAUUAGACAAAAUGGAGGAUGCCUCUGUGGACCGCAUGCUUCAAAAUGGGAUCCAUAAACAAAGUUUGUUUUUAGCUAACAAGGAUUUGGGGCUAACACCUAAAAUGAACGAAAAUAUCACGCUAAUUCAACAAAUUAGACAUAUAUGCCAUAAAAUAUCAUUGAUUAGAAUGCUACAGAGUCCCUUGUCGGGCCAAAACUCUAGAAGUAAUCCCAACGCAUUCCUCAACAACCACAUUUAUAACUACACUAUUAUUGAUGACUCACUUGAUCUUGAUCCUGUGUCUCAACUUCCAACCCAUGAUUACAAAAACAAUAGGGAACUGAUAUGGAAAUUUAUGCAUAAGAACAUAUCCAAAGUUGCUAUGGCCAACGGCUUUGAAACUGCUCAUUCAUCCGCGAUAAAUAUGCUCACCGAAGUCGCCGGGGAUUAUCUAUCCAAUUUAAUUAAAACCUUAAAACUCCAUCAUGAAACCAACUCUCUAAAUAGAGGGACACAUGUGGAAAUGUUGCAAACAACACUACUAGAAAAUGGUAUUAAUAGGCCAGAUGACCUGUUUUCCUACGUUGAAUCUGAGUUUGGCAAGAAAACGAAAAAACUUCAGGACAUUAAGCACAAGUUGGAAAACUUUCUAAAAGCUCUGUUAAGGCCAACUUUACAAGAGUUAUCCGAGAGAAAUUUUGAAGACGAAAGUCAAAGUUUUUUUACUGGUGACUUUGCAAGCGAAUUGACUGGGGAAGACUUUUUUGGUUUUAAAGAACUUGGAUUAGAAAAGGAGUUUGGAGUUUUGAGUUCGUCUGUUCCAUUACAGCUACUGACCACCCAAUUUCAAACUGUUGAUGGGGAAACCAAAGUACAGACUAAAAAGAUCCAACCAGAAGAAUCUGACAACAUCGUUUACAAGAAGAUUACUAAAGGUAUGUUGGAUGCUGGUUCGUUCUGGAAUACUUUACUUCCGCUAUUGAACAAAGACUACGAGCGCUCUAAAGCCUAUAUAACAAAACAAAGCAAAUCAUCUGCGAAUGAUAAAAUCUCUACCACUUCGACAGAUGACAGUUUCUUCGCUUUAUUAGAAGAAGAUCAGUUUGUUUCAAAAAAAACUGCCACGAAGGCAAGAUUACCCCCUACUGGUAAAAUAAGUACCACAUACAAGAAAAAAUCAAUCGCAACUGCGUUCAUACUUCCAGAAGAGGAACCGGAGAUUGACGAGAAAGCAGGUUCAACAGCAACUGUUAAUUCCAGAGUGCAUACAGAAAAUGAUGUCGGUUCUUCAUUUGUAUUGGGGACUUCCCAACAGUUGGAUCCUUUGAAUAUAGACGAUAAUUUUGACGAUUCCAACAUGGGAAGCAAUAGUUCAUUUAGCUUGAGUCUUCCCCGCUUGAAUCAAUAA
Saccharomyces mikatae IFO 1815 is the source of this 4173-nucleotide messenger RNA. RefSeq names its product SAGA histone acetyltransferase complex subunit SPT7 (gene SPT7). The record is from RefSeq and is a predicted model, not a curated record. Gene Ontology annotation, molecular function: protein heterodimerization activity; structural molecule activity. Gene Ontology annotation, cellular component: SLIK (SAGA-like) complex; SAGA complex. The transcript has a single exon. NCBI's taxonomy places the organism in Eukaryota, Fungi, Ascomycota, Saccharomycetes, Saccharomycetales, Saccharomycetaceae. Gene Ontology annotation, biological process: regulation of transcription by RNA polymerase II. The coding region runs from base 1 to 4173 and encodes 1390 amino acids.